AAUUUGCACUUACUGCACGCUGAUACGCCUUGCUAAGUUGGUUGGCUUGCGUCGCCUAUGACUUAGCCGUCAUCGAUAGCGUAUCACAGCAUAAUGGAACCCUUAGAGGAUGUUACCGCAUGCCCCAGCGGCAACGUGACGAACAUCGACGAUGUCAAUGCAAUGGUGCAGGCUGCGCGAGACGCCCUCGCGCCGUGCAGUCAGCCUAAUACGUGUUACAAGGCAGCUAACCAGUCAUUGGGGGCGAUGUUACAGUCAAGCAUAGUAACAGCGGCCGCGACGGCCUCUCCACCGGCGUUUGGCAGCGACAGUGCAACACCCGACCAAGGCACCGCUGCUCCUCCACGCGCGUCACCGGAUGCGUUGUCGCCCGGCGCUUCGGAUCCUCCUGCUGCCCUUUCUCCCGACAGCUCCGACCCCGAGGCAGCCGAGGCACCGCCACCGGCCUUACACGGCAACACUGCACCGGCUGCUACCUCGGCGCGCAAGCGCCAGGCCAACAGCUCCCAUACCGGCGGCGACGGAGCAGGUGCGGAGCCCAGCCCAUCGUGCGAUGCAGCCAGUAAAGGGCGGGACCCCAAGCGGCGUCAUGAAGCCGACUCGCUAGCGGGCAGCAGCAGCAGACGUGCCAACGCAGCAGCCUCUGAGGCCGCCGCUCGUCCGCUGCGGGCGCCCGCGGCUGCGACUGCUGCUGUUACUCCUGUUGAAGAGCACGCCGCGGCUGCGGGCGGGGCGGUCGCGGCGAUUGUGCCGCAGCAGGAAACGACGCUGGUAGCAACAAGGCCUCCAGCCAUGCGGGCCGGAGGCUCUGCAGGAGGGUGGCAGCGUUUGGGCCCGGCAGGAACUGUGGCGGCGCCGCCGAUGGCAGGGGCAGCUGCAGCAGCUACAGCAGCAGCAGCAGCAGCAGCAGCAGCAGCUACUGAGGUGGCGGCUGCAGGAGAGCAGAAGGCUGGGGUGCUUGCUGCGGCGGCACCAGGCAGCGGCGGGGUCACACAGCUGGAGCCGCUGAAGGCGGCUGGCCCGGUUGCCAAGCCGGCGGCGGGUGUGGCGGCGGCGGCGGCUGCAGCGCCGGCAGCGAGUGUAGCGGCGGCGACGGUGGAUGCGACAGCGGUGGAUGGGACAGCGGCGGCGGCGGCGGGUGUGGUGGCGGCGGCGGUGGCGGUGGAGGAGAAGGCGGCAAUGGAGGAGCAAGCGGCGAUGGACGAGCAGGCGGCGGCGGAGGAGGAGGAGGCGGCGGUGCAGGAGCACACGCAGCCGCCAUCACCAACAGCAUCUGCGGGGUCGCGGCGGCUGGCGCAGCAGCCGGUGGAGCAUGGCGGCUCGCAUCAGCAGUCGCGGCUGCCAGGCGCCGGCGGCGGCGGCAGCAGGGCCACAGGGGCUCGGGCGCAGCAGCCAGCAGCGGCAGGGGCAGCAGCAGGGGCGGCAGCAGCGGCAGGGGCGGCAGCAGCGGCACAGGCGGCAGCAGGGGCGGCACAGGCGGCAGGGGCAGAAGGGGCUCCUUGUCCGGAUACGGCUGCUGAUGCGGAUGCGGAUGCGGAUGCGGAUGCGGAUACGGCUGCGGAUGCGGAUGCUGAAGGCGAUCCGGCCGCCGGCGGCGCAGGGGCUCCCACAGCAGCAGGGGCUCCCACAGCAGCAGGGGCUCCCACAGCAGCAGGGGCUCCCACAGCAGGGGCUCCCACAGCAGCAGGGGCUCCGACCGAGCCUCAGCUCGCGGGCCCGGAUGUGCAGGUGCCCGCGGGUGUGCGGCGGGACCUGGGGCCGUGGCGCGUGGGGGGCAGGUUCGUGAUGCACCCGCAGCUGGGGGCGGGGCCGCAGCUGGUAGUGCUGGUCGGCACAGUGCUGCGGGAGGGGGCGAUCGCACAGGGUGGUGUCCUGGGCAGGCGGUAUGGACACCACUGCAACCACUUCUUCCGCAUCCUGGCGGACCCACAAGGCCGCCUGAGGCCGCCGGGCUGCGCAUCGUACGACCGGGCGGUGGCUGCGAGGUGCUCGCAGGCGUUGACGGAGGCGGCCGGCGUGGGGUUUGUCGAGAUGUGCGGAGUCAUGAGUGCGAAGCCCACGGGCGCGGAUCUCAAGAAAGCGGCGCCCGAGCUCGUAACCGCACUUCGUGUCGACAUUGCGAAUAAGUCUGCCGGCAUUGACGGGUGCAGCUGCGGCAAGUGCGGCGCCCCCGCGUUCAUUUGCUUUGACGGCAAGAUAACCGCCACCGCAUUCCACAACGCGCUUACGGGUGCCGACGACAGAAUCGACUACGGGCGGUGGCCUCGGGAGGCGCUACCGGAGGCGCUGCGGGCCAUUCUGCCGCCCAGCACGCAGGUGUGGGUGCUGUCCCCCACAUCCAACGGGCAGCAGACAAAUGAGCAGCGCUACGAGACGUGGCGGGCACUUGCAGCGGAGGCGCGAGCACUGCCCUGGCCGCGCCAGCCAGGACCCUGCCCAGGGCCCGCUGCGGGCGCGGGCGCCGUGGCCGCUGCGGGCGGGGGCGCUGGUGCGGGUGCGGGCGCGGCGGCCGCGGGUGCGGCGGGCGCGGGUGCGGGCGCGGGUGCGGCGGGCGCGGGGGCGGCAGCGGCGGUGUCAGGCGGUGGGGUGGGAGGGCUGGCGGCGGACGCAGCUGUGCACGCGACUGCAGCGGGCGGAAGCUCAGGGGGCGUUGCUGUUGGCGGGAGCGCUCAGGGGCCGGGCGGCAGCGGCAGUGGCGGUGGCGUUGGGGGUGGCAAUGCCACUGGUGAGCAGGACACAAGCAUUCAGGCGUGGGAGCGCAGACGCCGGGUCCAGAAGCAGAAACGCAAGGCCGCCAGGGUCGCUGCGGCAGCAGCAGCGGAGGCAACGGAGGCCGCGGCAGCGGAGGCAGCGGUAGCGGAUCUAGCACCGCAAGCAGCAGCAGCGGAGACAGCGGUAGCGGGGACAGCAGCAGCUGAGGCAGAGGCACCGGAGCAGCGGCAGUGGAGGCAACGCCGCAAGCAGCAGCGGCGGAGGCAAGAGAGGGAGAGCCGGCUGCAGCCGGGCCGGCCGAAGUGGCGGAGCCGGCGCCGAAGCGGCGGCGGAGGAAGGCGGGGGCAAAAGGCAGCGGCAGCGGCGGACGGGGCGGGGGGCGGCUCAGUGGCAGCGACUGCUGGGGGUCCUAGUUCCGGGCCCGUUGACACCACCGCCGCGGCACAAGCGCUGGGCUCACAGUCGCAGUCGCGGGCGCUGGUUGUUGCUGCUGGUGACGAGCGGUCCGCUCCUGAUGCGCACGCGCUGACAGCGGAUGACAUGGCGGCUCGGCUGGCGGCCGCCGCGGCUGAGAUGCAGGCCGCAGCGGCGGAGCUGCGUGAAGCCACGUCGGAAGCGGUGGCGGUGUCGGACGAGGCAGUGGCGGUAUCUGAGGCGGUGGCGGCGGCCAGGCAGGCGACGGCGCAGGAGCUGCGCGCGACGGAGGCGGUUGGGCGCAUGCGCAUGCCUCCUCCGGGCGUGGCGGAGGCGGCGGCGCGCGCGGUGCGGGAGGCGCAGGCAAGGCAGGCGGCCCUGGAGGCGGCGGCGGCGGAGGCAUCUGACAAGCUGCAUGCAGCGCAGGCAAGGACAAGGGAAGCCCAGUCGCGUGCGACCGCACUAAUGCAGUUGAGAGGGCUGAUGCCGGGCCCUGCGCCGCUUGGCACCACCGCACAAUCGCCGCAGCAGCUGCUACUGCGGCUGCAGCAGGCAGGGCCCGCCGCCUCUGCGCCUGCGACUGCGGCGGCUGCUGCCGCCGCUGGCGCAGCGGCGGCGGGCACAGCGGCUGACACGGCGGCGGCCUCUCGGCUGCGUCCUCCUGAGGGCGGCGCAGCGGGAGGCGGGCUUGCCGGCACUGCGGCGUCCGCGCCAGGAACUGCGACAGCGAAAGCGCAGGAGGGGCAGCCGAAGCAGGGGAGGCACAAGCGGGGCAGGGCAGACGCCUUUGCUGCCGCGGCGGGGGCGGUUGCUGCGGACGAUGCGGCGGCCAUCGACCUCACGGAUGAAUGAUCUGGGCUAUGGGCGGAUCAAACAACAAGUCAAGAAUAGGAAUGAAUGUUGGAAAUGCUAGGAACACAAUCAGGAUGGCGGGGAUGGACACGCUUUGGAUGGGGCUGAUGUAUGGCUGGAGAGGAGAUGCAUGCAGUGCGGCGGCUGACUGCGGCGUUGACGUUGUGCGCUGCGGGUGCCCAGUAGCCACGAAACGGCGAGACGUUACCGGUAUUGGUGCGGGAUGGGUGGCGUGGGUGAUGCGUGUGUGAUGGGACAGUGUUAAGGCAGGUUGGUGAAGUCAGGGUGGCGUGGGUGAUGCGAGUGAGCGUGCACGCGCGUUGGUGGAUGCGUGGGUGGAUGGAUGCAUACAGCGGUGGACGAUGCAGCCCGCUCCUCAAUGUGGCGGCUAGGGGCUCCGCUGCGUCUGUCUGCACAGCUUGGUUUCACACAUGCAUCAUAAGCCAUGGCCACCUCGUGUACGCGGUCCUCACCAUAAGGCGCAGGAACGCCGUACAAGGAUUUGAUGACGAGCUGCGGCUACCCUUAAGAGUAUGUGGGACUUACGCGCCCUUUGGCCUUCCUCCCACACCAUAACACCCGCCGGCGUCUCCAAUCCAACAUGUAGUUCCGUACGGAGGUGUGCAAUGUUUGGCGCCGUCGCCGCAAAUACAUUCUUUGGUAC
Chlamydomonas reinhardtii is the source of this 4642-nucleotide messenger RNA. RefSeq lists its product as uncharacterized. The transcript has 9 exons. NCBI's taxonomy places the organism in Eukaryota, Viridiplantae, Chlorophyta, Chlorophyceae, Chlamydomonadales, Chlamydomonadaceae. The record is from RefSeq and is a predicted model, not a curated record. Bases 247 to 3978 code for a protein of 1243 amino acids.